AUGUCUGGCAAAGCACUUUCUAAACCAGGAAGAACUAGGGGGUCUAACACCAAAAACCUAGCACGCGCACCAGCACGUUUCGCGAGAAUCCAUCGGUUGACACAAGAGCGAUUCGACGAAUUGAAUGCUACUGGUCAAAGCUUCGAGUUUCUAGAGUGGCAAUUGAAAAAUGAAUUAAAAACCCACACGAACAUUCGGACUAACGAUGCACAAAUAUGUAAAGGCGUUUUGAGUCGCAUUCGACAAGCUCGAGAGAUUGAACUUGCGCCGGUGACUGCUUCUGGUCCCGCUUCGAAGCGAUCAAAAUUGCCCGAUGAUGCGCCUCCGGUGAAGCCGUGGGUACCGAAAAAAAUUAUCGCGUUGAAGAUUAAAGAUGGUUGUUUCACACCGACUGUAGUACCUAUUCCUGACACGCGUGUCGUGCAGCCGCUGUCGCAAGGACCUGCUCGCAUUGUAUGGACGAUCCGUAAGGGAAAUCAGGAAUCGUGUGUGACUCCGGUAGCUGAAUUACCUACAGUUAUAUCACCCACGACUUUAGAAUACGUGGGUGUAGAUCUUACACCAGAUCAAUUGUAUUAUAAUUCUUUGGCGCGUAAGGCUGGUACAAUGAACAUUAUCCAGGCAAGAAUCAAACGUGGAUUAGAGGACUUGGAUGAAGUGUUAGAGGAAGCUAUCAGGAGAGCACACUCGUUGGCCGAGAGUGAGGUUUCCAUUUUGGCUGGAAAGUUGGCUGAGCAGGGGAGAAAGAACCGCAACUUGCAACAAUAA
Messenger RNA from Sclerotinia sclerotiorum 1980 UF-70, 768 nucleotides. RefSeq lists its product with no specific name. The transcript has a single exon. The record is from RefSeq and is a predicted model, not a curated record. The coding region runs from base 1 to 768 and encodes 255 amino acids. NCBI's taxonomy places the organism in Eukaryota, Fungi, Ascomycota, Leotiomycetes, Helotiales, Sclerotiniaceae.